Messenger RNA from Camellia sinensis, 3618 nucleotides. The record is from RefSeq and is a predicted model, not a curated record. NCBI's taxonomy places the organism in Eukaryota, Viridiplantae, Streptophyta, Magnoliopsida, Ericales, Theaceae.
AAUUCCCCAACAGAGAGGUAGAGAGAGAGAGAGAGAGAGAGAAACCGUCUGAGCCAAGGUCAAACCCAACACCACGAAAAACACCGACAGACACCAUUUUCUCGCCGGCGACUUCUUGAUCCUGCUGUGUGUGUCAGAUUCCGGCGGUCUCGAUUUUUAAAUGCUCUAUCUGAUCGUCAGUUUCCGGCAACGGUCGGCGGCGGCGGAGGCGGAGGGAGGAGGAGACGGCGGCGGAACAGUUAUCAUUGCCGGUAAGUCCCCGGUGAGCGGUGAAACUUGAAGAAGUGUUUGAUUAUGAAGAAAACACAAGAAAGCAACAAGACGAAGCACACCUUCAUCCCCAAUUCUGUGAGGUUUCUUUCCUCUUGUUUGAAGACUGUCUCUUCCAACGUUCGCUCCGCCGGAGCUUCCGUCGCCGGCUCUAUUUCAAGCGACCACCACAAACACCAGGUUUUAUGGGCUUCCUUUGACAAACUAGAAAUUAGCCCAUCUGUCGUCAGGCACGUUCUCUUACUUGGUUACUCCAAUGGCUUUCAAGUCCUUGAUGUAGAAGAUGCUUCUAAUUUCAGUGAAUUGGUUUCGAAGCGUGAUGAUCCAGUCACAUUUUUACAAAUGCAGCCCAUCCCUGCUAAGUCCGAGGGUCGGGAAGGAUUUAGAACAUCACAUCCCUUGCUUUUGGUUGUUGCAAGUGAUGAAACAGGAAGCUUAUCUCCCAUGCAAAAUGGGAGAGAUGUCAGAGAUGGUUAUAUUGAACCUCAAACAGGGAGCCUUCUCAACUCUCCAACAGCUGUUCGGUUUUAUUCAUUAAGGUCUCACAACUAUGUUCAUGUUCUGAGAUUCCGGUCAACUGUGUAUAUGGUUAGAUGCAGUCCACGAACAGUGGUUGUGGGCCUUGCUGCACAAAUAUACUGCUUUGACGCUCUUACUCUUGAGAGUAAAUUCAGUGUCCUUACUUAUCCUGUUCCUCAGUUGGGGGGUCCGGGAAUGGUUGGAAUUAAUAUUGGCUAUGGCCCAAUGGCUGUGGGCACCAGAUGGUUAGCAUAUGCAUCCAACAACCCAUUGUCAUCAAACACAGGACGUCUAAGUCCCCAAAACCUUAGCCCGUCUCCAGGUGUAAGCCCUUCUACCUCGCCUGGCAAUGGAAGUCUGGUGGCUCGGUAUGCAAUGGAAUCAAGUAAGCAGUUAGCUGCUGGUUUAAUGAAUCUGGGAGACAAGGGCUACAAAACUUUAACUAAAUAUUAUAAUGAUCUUCAUCCUGAUGGUUCUAGCUCUCCCGUGUCAUCAAAUUUGGCCUGGAAAGUUGGCAGGGCUGCAGCACAAUCAAAUGAAACUGACAUUGCUGGAACGGUUGUUAUAAGAGAUUUUAUGUCUAAAGCAGUUGUGUCGCAAUUUAGGGCUCAUACUAGUCCUAUAUCGGCUCUAUGUUUCGACCCAAGUGGGACCCUUCUGGUUACUGCCUCUGUACAUGGGCACAAUAUAAAUAUCUUCCGGAUCAUGCCAUCACAAAAUGGAUCAGGAACUCAAAGCUAUGAUUGGAGUUCUUCUCAUGUGCACCUUUACAAGCUCCAUCGUGGCAUGACUUCAGCUGUGAUUCAAGACAUUUGUUUUAGUCAAUACAGCCAGUGGGUAGCUAUUGUUUCAUCCAGGGGAACUUGCCAUAUUUUUGUUCUAUCACCUUUUGGUGGUGAGACUGGUCUUCAAAUACAGAACUCUCAUGUUGAUGGCCCUAGCCUUGUACCUAUCCUAUCCCAUCCGUGGUGGUCUUCUUCAUCUCUUAUGACAAGUCAACUGUCUUUUCAUUCACCUCCACAACCUGCAACUCUUUCCGUGGUUAGCAGGAUAAGACUUGGUAAUUCUGGAUGGCUAAAUACAGUCAGCAAUGCUGCAUCUUCUGCAGCAGGAAAGAUUUCUGUGCCAUCUGGUGUUGUCGCCGCCAUUUUUCACAGGUCUGUGCAUUCCCAUAUGCAACCUGCUCUUUCAAAUGGCAACACUUUAGAGCACCUAUUGGUUUAUGCUCCUUCUGGUAACGUAAUUCAAUAUGAACUUCUGCCUUCAAUGGGGGGAGAACAUGGUGACUCUGCUUCAAGAGCUGGGACAGGUUCGUUGGUGCAGAUGCAAGAGGAAGAGUUACGUGUGAAAUCUGAACCUGUUCAAUGGUGGGAUGUCUGCCGAAGAGUAGAUUGGCUUGAAAGAGAGGAAUGCAUUAAUGGGAUUGCUCCUUGUGGACAAAAAGCUGCAGCAAUGGUCAUGGAUACUCUUGACUACGAAGAUAAUGAUACUGGGGAAAAAGAUUUGGUAAAGCCACAUGAACAUUCUCAUUGGUAUCUCUCUAAUGCAGAGGUGCAGAUACGGUCUGGGAGGAUACCAAUUUGGCAAAAGUCCAAGAUACAUUUCUUUAGGAUGAGUCUUCUUGGGGAUGACGAGAUUGAGAUUGACAAGAUUCCUGUUCACGAGGUUGAGAUAAAGCGGAAGGAUUUGCUGCCUGUUUUUGAACGUUUCCACAGGAUUCAGUCAGACUGGAGUGAUGACAGGGGCCUGGUUGGGGGGAAAUAUUCGACUUUAUCUUCUACUUCUCAUGGUGGUAAAGAGAAGUUUUCAGAAGAUGCUGUGAUUUCCCAUACUAAGCUAGUGUCACCUGGCUCACUUGAAAAUCUGGAUGUUGGGUCAUCAAAAACACCUGCAGCUAUAAAUGAUUUAGAUCAAACUGAUAGUUUGAGGUCUUAUCCUCACAUUGUCCUAACUGCAAAUGAGAGUGAUGGGGUUAAAGGACAUAAUGCCAUGUUAUUGUCUCCUCCACUGUACAAAAGGUCCUUCAAACAAGCUGAUAUAUCAACUUCUCGCAUUUCUUCUGUUGAAGAAAGUCGUGUCAUAAAUACUUCUUUACCAAAAGCUGGUGCACCUUCUGGAGGAACUACAGCCGCUGAGGUUCCGUCUUCAAGUAGUGUUGUGACCAGUGAAGCUUCAAACUCAAGCUCCAACCGUUCCGAUUUGAGUAUGAAUAUUCUUGACGAGGGGCCAGUGCAUGAUGAUAUGCAUGACCCACUAGAUUUUGGGCAAUAUUUUGAAGAGGAAUACUGUAAAGCAUCAAUUCAAGAUGAAUGCCCCGAAUUAACAGAAGUUGUUACUGAUGUUGACAGCAGUAAUAGUCCUUGCGACAAGGAGAAACCUGAGGAAGAUGGGGACGAUGAUGAUAUGCUUGGAGGUGUAUUUGUCUUCUCUGAAGAAGGUAGGAAAGUCUGAAAGAAAUUACUAGUUUCGUUUUCUCAAUCUGAUUAUUUUAUGAUCGUUACUAUGGUUCUUGGUUCUUUGUGAACUUGAUAUUUUUUGGAUUAUUUUUCUUAGAUGUGUGCCAUGCACAUGACUUCACACAAAACUAGUCUUCUCUUUAGAAUCUUUUGAUCACUGGGCUCAAAAGAUCUCUAGACAUAUAAAAUAAACAUGGGGUAUGCGAGGGUGCCCCAACUGAUUUUGGGUUGAAAUAAGUUCCCAAGUCCCCAGACUAUCACAAACCACGUGCAUUGGUAAAUGCUGAGGGGAUCAAAUGAUUCUAACCUAUAUAUGUCUGAGCCACUUAGCCAACUAAAGAAUCCUUACCAGUUAAUCUGACAAAACAUUAUA